This is a messenger RNA of Laetiporus sulphureus 93-53, 1251 nucleotides long. RefSeq lists its product as uncharacterized. Lineage: Eukaryota; Fungi; Basidiomycota; Agaricomycetes; Polyporales; Laetiporaceae. The transcript is spliced from 2 exons. Bases 1 to 1251 code for a protein of 416 amino acids. The record is from RefSeq and is a predicted model, not a curated record.
AUGAGAAUGAAUUACCCAAUGUACCUAACGGAGGAACUCCACCUGCCCCGGCUAGAGCCAGAUCGAUGCCAGACUAUCCUAACAGCCAUCUACGCUGGCCUUCCGGUGGGAAUCCUCCCACCAUCGUAUACUCUAGAUCAUCUGCUACACUUUGAUAUUUUACCGGCAGCACUCUCAUUCGCUCUGGAUGCAUUCAGUGUCGUACACGGUACCGUAUCAAGGACAAUGACAAUACCAGUGGAAGAACGUACAGGAAUGGUGAACAUCCACAUCACGGACUGGUAUGAAGAAGAAGAACGGCUGCUCGAAGGUAUAAGUAGUGGUUCUCCUUUCCCUCUACUGGACCAUCGCCUCCUCCUACUCGAGUGGGAACUCUAUGAGGAAAUAUACCCUUGGGACAAAGAGAACUGCCCCACUCUACCACCUCCACCAAUGUCGCUCAACAUCCAUGUCACCACCACCAUCACUCACAGCGCAUCGGAGCCAGGACUGCUUCUCGACAGCGAUGGAGAUGAACUCCCGCUUCUAGGCAACCUUAGCGACGAAGCACUGGCCAAAUCAUGGAGGAAUGCACGUUGGGAAGACGAUGAAGACGAGACAGGUCGUUGGAUGACGGGAGGAUCUUGGACGAUGGGUAGAGCCUGGGGUAAUGACGAUGAACAGGCAAGGAAUGCUGACGAGGAACAACCCGGCUACCCCCACCGUCUCGGUGCCACGUACCCCUACAAUGACCCACCGGAGGACGGAUCACAACCUGCACCAGCCGUCACCAUCAAGGAGCAGAUAAGGUAUGCUCGAAUGGUCAAGUCUUUGAGAAACCCAGCGGCAGGACAGGUAUCGCUCAUCGCCCCAGACGUAGCAUCACCUUACGAUGUCUUCAUCGCCACGCCACUAACAUUCCUCAUGGAAAGCGACUUUGCCACCUUCCAUGCCUUCGUCUUCACUUGGGACAACCAGAAGGUCAUCUGGCACCUCUACUCGGAAGACUCACCUCAUCGUGUCUUCAGCCAAUGGGUCACUCUGCUCUAUCCGCCACCCAUCCCAGGCAUGCACGACUGGUAUCCAACACCCAACCGGAUGCAUAUCAUCAGCGUUCGCUUCACGAGCAAGGAAGAGGGCAUCGAACAAUACGAGGUCGAACUAUUCAGGACGUUCUCCGAUCAAGUUCACUACGGAGAUGUCAAGACACCUCGUGAGUUCACACUGAUCAUCUUCCAACCCCUCGUUGCCAUGAUCGAGCAGCCUGGGUAG